CGAGGCCGGCCUCCACGCAGCCUUCUUAAGGCCGGCACCGCGCACAGCUCAACACCACAACACAACAACAAGCUUGUCAGUUACUGCACACAUCCCCUGCACCUCACCCUCUUGUCUUCAUUAGGGCUGGAGAAGUCGGUCGUGAGCAUUUCCCGACACACGCCCACAGCUUACUAAUCGAAGUUGCUUCUGUUCUCCAGCAGGUAAGCUUGAUCACGAGCUGCCUACAAAUAGGCGACUGUAAACUAUAUGCUCCAGAGGCGGUGGCGAGCUUGACAGCUGAGCGUGCGGGCUGCCGAUUGUCAGCUCUAAGGAUGCUAUACGAGCGGUGACCGGUGCCUUGACUCCCGCGAUAUCCAUGGCCCCGUUGCGCAGGCCAAAACUCGUAACCAUGGCGAAUGCAAGGGCAUCACGGGCGCCUACUGGGGCUUUGGUACUCGCGCUGAGCAUCCUGUGCUUUGCGGCACUCAGCAUGCGAGGUGCUGACGCCCGUCCUGGCCCCGGCGGCAAGGACCUGUUAAAUGGCACCCGGCCUGAGUUCAAUGGCACUCGCCCCGACUUCAACGGCACCCACCCUGACUUCAACGGCACCCGCCCUGACUGCAAUGGCACCUGCAACGGCACCUUCCCUGACUUCAAUGGCACCAAGCCUGAGGGCGGUCGCGGCGGCUCCCACCGUGGUCUGCGUGGCGGCGGCGACCGUGGCAGUCGUGAUGGUGACUUCAACGGCACCCGGCCUGAGUUCAAUGGCACUCGCCCCGACUUCAACGGCACCCACCCUGACUUCAACGGCACCCGCCCCGACUGCAAUGGCACCCGCAACGGCACCCUCCCUGACUUAAAUGGCACCAAGCCCGAUGGCGGUCGCGGCGGCUCCCACCAUGGUCUGCGUGGCGGCGGCGACCGUGGCAGUCGUGAUGGUGACUUCAAUGGCACCCGGCCUGAGUUCAAUGGCACUCGCCCCGACUUCAACGGCACCCGCCCCGACUGCAAUGGCACCCGCAACGGCACCCUCCCUGACUUAAAUGGCACCAAGCCCGAUGGCGGUCGCGGCGGCUCCCACCGUGGUCUGCGUGGCGGCGGCGACCGUGGCAGUCGUGAUGGUGACUUCAAUGGCACCCGGCCUGAGUUCAAUGGCACUCGCCCCGACUUCAACGGCACCCACCCUGACUUCAACGGCACCCGCCCCGACUGCAAUGGCACCCGCAAUGGCACCCUCCCUGACUUAAAUGGCACCAAGCCUGAGGGCGGUCGCGGCGGCUCCCACCGUGGUCUGCGUGGCGGCGGCGACCGUGGCGGUCGUGAUGGCGACUUCAACGGCACCCAUCCUGAGUUUAAUGGCACUCGCCCCGACUUCAACAGGGGGGGGCCCGAGGGCGGUCGCGGCGGCUCCCACCGUGGUCUGCGUGGCGGCGGCGACCGUGGCGGUCGUGAUGGCGACUUCAACGGCACCCAUCCUGAGUUUAAUGGCACUCGCCCCGACUUCAACGGCACCCACCCUGACUUCAAUGGCACCCGCCCCGACUGCAAUGGCACCCGCAACGGCACCCUCCUUGACUUCAAUGGCACCAAGCCCGAGGGCGGUCGCGGCGGCUCCCACCGUGGUCUGCGUGGCGGCGGCGACCGUGGCGGUCGUGAUGGCGACUUCAACGGCACCCAUCCUGAGUUUAAUGGCACUCGCCCCGACUUCAACGGCACCCACCCUGACUUCAAUGGCACCCGCCCCGACUGCAAUGGCACCCGCAACGGCACCCUCCUUGACUUCAAUGGCACCAAGCCCGAGGGCGGUCGCGGCGGCUCCCACCGUGGUCUGCGUGGCGGUGGAAGCGGCGGCGGCAGCUCCACCGACAGCGGCAGCAGCAGCCCGCGUCCCUCCCGCCCGCCUCGCCCAGCUGACAUGGCCAUGCCGUUGCGCCCUGAGCACGGCUCGGUGCCGGAGUCAUCUCGCCCGCCUCGGCCCCCGGGCGCAAAGACCGCCAGGCCUCCCAAGCCGUCAGCACGGCGGUCGGUGUCAAUCGACUGCUCUCGGCGAGCUCUACAAUUGUAUACCUCCGGUUCAGCUGGAGGCACAACUUGACUGGCAGCCAUGCCACACAUGUCCAUGUGUCCAUGGCCGACCACCGACCCUUCUGUCAGACUACCGGGGCGUGCACUUAAGCUGACAAUUGCGCUGUACAUAUGAUGUUUGGGAUUGUGUGCCGAAAGAGAUUGGUCGACUUUCUCCCGGGAUCAUGUGAAGAAUCCCGGGAUUCAUGUCACGCUCGAUGGCCGGCGGCAGCCUUGUCGCCAUGACCCACACGAAGCCCUGGCCGUUACACGUUAGCAUCAGAUCGCAUAGUCUCCAUGACACCAGUGAGAGACGCUCGAGUGGGGCUCUACGCUACUACGAUGCCGAUGUGGACGGACAUGCGGCCGCUUUCCAGAGGCCAAACGUUCUGCAAAUGCUUUGGUAUGCGCAUGCUAACGUGUGCUAGUACUUGUGCUAAUGGGCGGAGCGUUUAGAGGGGCGUUUAGGGUGCAGAGACGAAAUCUGGCAGUCCCACCCACAUCCACGUGACGAAACCUUGGGGACCCCCAACCCCGACGACCGACCCUGAACUUUGAGGGCCCAUAACUUUGCAAUUACUACCCUGAUUGAAACUCUGAAAGUGGAUUUGGAGUCCUCUCGUCAAGCUCUUUCGUUUUAGAACAUGGGGCCUUUCCCAGUCGAAACUACCCCCCCCCUGCAGGAACGGAGUGCUGUAGUAGGUUAGGCAAGCUAGGCAAGAGUUGCAAGACCGUGCAUGUACUGACAAUGUAUGGCUCAUGGCUGAACGCGAUUCCCUUUUGAAGUAAAUACAGUUAUUGGACGACUAUGUGCAGCCGCACGCUACGCAACCUUGCAUGGUGUGAUGAUGCGUAGGUGCAGCCGUGCGUGUGGAUGAGAAGACGAGGCGGGCAGUGCUCCGCAAGUGGGGUAGCGUGGUGGCGUGGACGCGUGCGUAGCAAUGGCAGUAUUAACACAUGACACAUACAUACACUUGCGAUCUGGUCUACGUACGCAUUACUUCCGCAACGCGUGUCGAUAACUGUGUAACAUAUGCUAGAU
Messenger RNA from Chlamydomonas reinhardtii, 3088 nucleotides. RefSeq lists its product as uncharacterized. NCBI's taxonomy places the organism in Eukaryota, Viridiplantae, Chlorophyta, Chlorophyceae, Chlamydomonadales, Chlamydomonadaceae. The record is from RefSeq and is a predicted model, not a curated record. The transcript is spliced from 4 exons. The coding region runs from base 392 to 2077 and encodes 561 amino acids.